This is a messenger RNA of Coregonus sp. 'balchen', 6013 nucleotides long. NCBI's taxonomy places the organism in Eukaryota, Metazoa, Chordata, Actinopteri, Salmoniformes, Salmonidae. The record is from the annotation of a GenBank genome assembly.
AUGGAGGACAAUCGUAAGAAGCGGAGCCCCAAAGUGUCUCUCCCCCAGCCCCCUCCUCCCCCGGUCAACCCCCGUAAGCUCUCAGUCCUCCCCUCCAGCAAGAGUGCCACCUUCUCCCUUGGCCUCCCCCAACCCCCCUCCCCAAAAAACAGAGGCAAGUUCAAGAGGUCCAUUGGGGCAGCAGGACAGUCCAAAGAUGUGCUCAGUGUGGUCGUAGCAGCUCCACCAAAGACCACAAGGUUUGUAACAGUCACAAUGUCUACUUUUAUCGGUCAAAUUAGUUGGAUUGACAAAAUGUAUAUAAGAGGUUGAAUUAAUGUUACAUUAGGGUACAGGUUGUGUUUACUGUUUCCUGUUGUCUGGUCUGUGUUCACCAGGCCUCAUAAGGAGAAGGCCAGGGCUCCCCAGCCCGCAGGGCCCAGUAAGGUGGCCCAAUCCUCCCCACUGCAGCACUCCUUCCUCACGGACGUCUCUGAUGUGAGAGAGAUGGAGGGAGGCCUCCUCAACCUGCUCAAUGACUUCCACUCCGGAAAACUGCAGGCCUUUGGUAAGAUGACCAUGGAACACACUGUGAAUACUGAGACACAGUUACACAGUGGAAAUGCGGCCAUUUGUUUGACAUUGUGCCAUAGUACCAUGGUUACAUAGAAAGUUAUGUCUCUUUGACAGAUAUGUAAAAGUGUGUAUGACCCUUGCUGUGUCCUCUCAGGGAAGGUGUGCUCCUUUGAGCAGCUGGAGCAUGUGCGUGAGAUGCAGGAGAAGCUUGCACGGCUACACUUCAGUCUGGACAGCCAUGUGGAGGAGCUGUCAGAGGACAAGAGGAAGUGUGCCUCCGACCACAACCUGGAGCACCUGCUCUGCAAUGUAAGCACCUGACCUAACACUCUACAAUACUCAAUGAAUGAUUUACUCACACUGUAGUACACAGCUCACCACAGUUUAUGUCCUUACCUAGAACAUACGCAUUGGGCAAAAACUGGUUGAAUCAACAUUGUUUACAUAUCAUUUCAACAAAAAAAUGAAAUGUGAUGAUGUUGAAUCAACGUGGAAAACUGAUUGGAUUUGGAAAAAAAGUAAUCAACGUAAGGGAAUAUAGUCUAAUUUUCACCUAACUUUUAACUUAAAUCCAAUGGCGUGACAUGUUUUGUUGAUUUCACAUUAGUUGAAAACUCAACCAAAUGCACGUUGAACUGACGUCUGUGCCCAGUGGGUAGUGUCAUGUUGAACCACACUAGUCAAGUGAAAUGGUUAUUUACAUGCUGUUUGUAAAUAAGCAGAAUAUGGUUAUUCCCACACAUGAAUGUUUACAUCCUAAGCAGAUGCUCUUGAGUCAUAUAUUUCUUCCAGCACACUGCUGUCUUUUGGACAACAUCCAGUCCAAAAAUGUGAUAAUUAAUAAUGCAUGCUUUUCACAUACUGUCCAGGCACACAGUAGUUGGCUGUGGAGAGGCAGCAAACAGUGAGAUCGACAGACCAGAGACAAUUUGACCUUAGGCUCAAAAUGUCUAAUGUGUCUAUUGUUAGUUCGAUUUCUAGGAUCCACUGCUGUGGUGUGGUAUUUGUGCUGGGGGGGAAUUGCUGUGGUAUGUGUGAGGGUGGUGUGAAAGCCCUUCAGCUCAUUAUAUAUAUGGGUGCCAAGAAUACUCUGUAGCCAUAGCAGCAGAGGAUAAUGUAGCAGCAAAACAGAUGGGCUGUGAAAUUACAUUUUCACUGUUUAAAUUAAUGGCGCCGGAGGGGAUGGCUGCCGUUUUAUGGACUCUUAACCAACCUGCUAUUUUGUGUGUUUUUCGCAUUGUUUGUAACUUAUUUUGUACAUAAUGUUGCUGCUACUGUCUCUUAUGACCGAAAAGAGCUUCUGGACAUCAGAACUGCAAUUACUCACCUUGAACUGGAUGAAUAAUUUUUCUUUAAUGAGUCGGACGAGAGGGAUUUGCUCCAGACACCCGACAGGGCCCUCAUCCCUGUCAUUCGCAGUAGAAAGAAAAGGAGAUAUUGCGGAAUGAGAUCGAGGGUGCUUGGUAAGGAGCCGGCGACGAGUGGCUAAUCUGCCUUUGCCAUCAGCACUCUUGGCCAACUUACAAUCGCUUGAUAAUAAAGUGGACGAACUACAGGCACGAAUAUCCUACCAACGUGACAUUAAAAACUGUAAUAUCUUACGCUUCACCGAGUCAUGGCUGAACGAAGACAUGAAUAACAUACAGCUGGUGGGUUAUACACUGUAUCGGCAGGAUAGAACAGCAGCCUCUGGUAAGACAAGGGGUGGUGGUCUAUGUAUAUUUGUAAACAACAGCUGGUGCACGAUAUCUAAGGAAGUCUCAAGGUUUUGCUCGCCUGAGGUAGAGUAUCUCAUGAUAAGCUAUAGACCACACUAUCUACCAAGAUAGUUUUCAUCUAUAUUCUUCGUAGCUGUCUAUUUACCACCACAACCCGAUGCUGGCACUAAGACCGCACUCAAUGAACUGUAUACGGCCAUAAGCAAACAGGAAAACGCUCAUCCAGAGGUGGCGCUCCUAGUGGCCGGGUACUUUAAUGCAGGGAAACUUAAAUCCAUUUUACCUCAUUUCUACCAGCAUGUUAAAUGUGCAACCAGAGGGAAAAAAACUCUAGACCACCUUUACUCCACACACAGAGACGCGUACAAAGCUCUCCCUCGCCCUCCAUUUGGCAAAUCUGACCAUAAUUCUAUCCUCCUGAUUCCUGCUUACAAGCAAAAACUAAAGCAGGAAGCACCAGUGACUCGGUCAAUAAAAAAGUGGUCAGAUGAAGCAGAUGCUAAGCUACAGGACUGUUUUGCUAGCACAGACUGCAAUAUGUUCCGGGAUUCUUCCGAUGGCAUUGAGGAGUACGCCACCUCAGUCACUGGCUUCAUCAAUAAGUGCAUCGAUAACGUCGUACCCACAGUGACUGUACGUACAUACCCCAACCAGAAGCCAUGGGUUACAGGCAACAUCCACACUGAGCUAAAGGGUAGAGCUGCCGCUUUCAAGGAGCGGGACUCUAACCCGGAAGCUUAUAAGAAAUCCCGCUAUGCCCUCCGACGAACCAUUAAACAGGCAAAGCGUCAAUACAGGACUAAGAUCUAAUCGUACUACACCGGCUCCGAUGCUCGUCGGAUGUGGCAGGGCUUGCAAACUAUUACAGACUACAAAGGGAAGCACAGCCGCGAGCUGCCCAGUGACAUGAGCCUACCAGACGAGCUAAAUUACUACUAUGCUCGCUUCGAGGCAAGUAACACUGAAACAUGCAUGAGAGCAUUGACUGUGUGAUCACGCUCUCCAUAGCCGAUGUGAGUAAGACCUUUAAACAGGUCAACAUUCACAAGGCCGCAGGGCCAGACGGAUUACCAGGACGUAUACUCCGAGCAUGCACUGACCAACUGGGAAGUGUCUUCAAUGACAUUUUCAACCUCUCCCUGUCUGAGUCUGUAAUACCAACAAGUUUCAAGCAGACCACCAUAGUCCCUGUGCCCAAGAACACUAAGGUAACCUGCCUAAAUGACUACCGACCCGUAGCACUCACAUCUGUAGCCAUGAAGUGCUUUGAAAGGCUGGUCAUGGCUCACAUCAACACCAUUAUCCCAGAAACCCUACACUCACUCCAAUUUGCAUACCGCCCCAACAGAUCCACAGAUGAUGCAAUCUCUAUUGCGCUCCACACUGCCCUUUCACACCUGGACAAAAGUAACACCUAUGUGAGAAUGCUAUUCAUUGAUUACAGCUCAGUGUUCAACACCAUAGUGCCCUCAAAGCUCAUCACUAAGCUAAGGACCCUGGAACUAAACACCUCCCUCUGCAACUGGAUCCUGGACUUCCUGACAGGCCGCCCCCAGGUCGUAGGGGUAGGUAACAACACAUCUGCCACGCUGAUCCUCAACACGGGGGCCCGUGCGUGCUCAGUCCCCUCCUGUACUCCCUGUUCACUCAUGACUGCAUGGCCAGGCACGACUCCAACACCAUCAUUAAGUUUGACGAUGACACAACAGUGGUAGGCCUGAUCACCGACAACGAUGAGACAGCCUAUAGGGAAGAGGUCAGAGACCUGGCCGUGUGGUGCCAGGACAACAACCUCUCCCUGAUCAAGACAAAGGAGAUGAUUGUGGACUACAGGUAAAAGAAGAGGACCGAGCAUGCCCCCAUUCUCAUCGACGGGGCUGUAGUGGAGCAGGUUGAGAGCUUCAAGUUCCUUGUUGUCCACAUCACCAACAAACUAACAUGGUCCAAGUACACCAAGACAGUCGUGAAGAGGGCACGACAAAUCCUAUUCCCCCUAAGGAGACUGAAAAGAUUUGGCAUGGGUCCUCAGAUCCUCAAAAGGUUCUACAGCUGCACCAUCGAGAGCAUCCUGACUGGUUGCAUCACUGCCUGGUAUGGCAACUGCUCAGCCUCCGACCGCAAGGCACUACAUAGGGUAGUGCGUACGGCCCAGUACAUCACUGGGGCCAAGCUUCCUGCCAUCCAGGACCUCUAUACCAGGCGGUGUCAGAGGAAGGCCCUAAAAAUUGUCAAAUACUCCAGCCACCCUAGUCAUAGACUAUUCUCUCUGCUACUGCACGACAAGCGGUACUGGAGCGCCAAGUCUAGGUCCAAGAGGCUUCUACCCCCAAGCCAUAAGACUCCUGAACAUCUAAUCAAAUGGCUACCCAGACUAUUUGCAUUGCAUCUUUUACGCUGCUGCUACUCUCUGUUUAUUAUCUAUGCGUAGUCACUUUAAUAACUCUACCUACAUGUACAUAUUACCUCAAUUACCUUGACUAACCGGUACCCCCUGUAUAUAGCCUCGCUAUUGUUAUAUUUACUGCUGCUCUUUAAUUAUUUGUUAUUUUUAUUUCGUAUUAUUUUAUAUUGUAUUUUGUAUGAUUUAAAAAAUAUAUUAUUUCUUAAAACUGCAUUGUUGGUUAAGGGCUUGUAAGUACGCAUUUCACUGUAAGGUCUACUACACCUGUUGUAUUCGGCGCAUGUGACAAAUAAAAUGUGAUUUUAUUUAAAUUAGCUAGAAGAAUUUAACUUAAUCAUUUGGGCUUAUUUAGGACUUACGAACAGUAAUACAAUGAUAGAUGUGGUGAAAUGAUGUUGAGUAUUGAUCUAACAUUCUGUAGGCUAUUGUUGUGUAAAGCCUAUGCUUCCAUCUAAUGAAUUUUGACUUAGAUUACCUCAACAUUGGACUAUAUAAUCUGAUCAUGUACUUCAUUUCCCCUUCAGCUGGAGGAACUCAGCAGCUCAAUGUAUCCUUUUCUAAAAGUUGUCUUGUAAUCUCUGGGAUUCACCUGGCUCACCAGGGAAAACACUGGCUUUGAAUCAUCUAUAUUUAGCUUGAAUCCUUAACGUGUCUGUGUUGGAUCCUUAAUGUACCUUUGUCCAGACAAAAACUACACCUGGCUGAAAACCAGGACCUGUCCAAGACUUCUGGACCUUGACGAGAGAGAUUAGGAUGACAGAUUGCUCAUCAUCCCAUGACGACGAGGAAAGGUUGCCAUUAUAUUGAUCCAACUGCCUUAGCACCAAAACUGGGCCACAUAGAGCCCCUGGUUAGAUAAAGAUUUAUAUAUGAUUGAUUCAAUCAGGUGUCAACUGUCAAGCACAUCAACUGUGAUCUAGCGAUAAAUACUCCACAUUCAUAGCACAAGUUCUGCUUAUUUUAGUUAUAGCACUGUACUGUAGUCUACAUCUUUUGUCAAGGAAUAUUCCGAAAGUUAAAAAAUAGCCUUUGAACUUAUACUUGUAUAGAGUGCAGCGGCAGGGUAUGCUACUGAAUCCUGUUAUUUGUGUGUGUGCACAUCUGUAAAGGGGACAAGAUAUCCACCAUCUUUAUCCAACUCUCUAUUUCAGAGGCACACAUACUUUAUAAUCUAAGUGAGAAAGGUUGCUGUAAUGCUAGGCAUUGAUAGACAUUGAUAUUGUGCAUUUUCUCAUUAAUCGUCAUAUGAUCAUUUCUUUACUGAAAUUAAGGACAUCAUUAUAUAUCUUUGAUUGCUGAAUAUACAGUGGGGAAAAAAAGUAUUUAGUCAGCCACCAAU